AUGAAUGUUCCAAUUGAGUAUUCUGAAUAAAGAGCUAAAACAGAAGCCAAUUCUUAAGCUUUCUCUUAAUCACUUGACAAUUUAGAUACAAAUAGUUUGAAGGAGGAUCUUAACAAAAGCAUCGAGGUGGGACGAAAGAAGAGAAAACAGUUGACUUUAGAAAAUCCUGAAUUUCAGAUCAAACAAGAGAUUGAGGAUGAAAAGUAGAACAUUAAGGUGCAAACCCUCAUCAGGAGAGGAGUAGCCGAUUCUCUGAAGAUAACAGACUUAUUAAAGUUGAAAAUCUCAGCUAAGGACAACAAUAAUCCUGUACACAGUCUCUUUAGAUGGUGCAUGCUCAUCCUUUACAAGGAGAAUCCUGAUAUGUAUAAUUGGUCAGAGUUUAAAAAAUAAGUCCUUGAGAAGAAUGGCGGCUCAGACUUUCGUAAUCGUUUGGGGUAUCAGAGUGUUAUUCAUAUAACCCCACUUGAAGGGGAGAAAACCAAAUACUUGCUGACUUUAAAAAAGGCAAUCGUCGAACAAAAUAGUAAGCCUGAAGAGCUUCAGCAUGUACUAGUGAAAAUAUUUGACAUAAUUGAAAUAGUAUAUAAAACUCAUGAGCAUGCAAAAAGAAUUAACCAUCUUGUUGAUGAUUUGUUGAUGCAAGAGUAGAAGAUAAAGCAGUACAGAGAUGAAAUCGACACGGUGAAUAAAGAAAUUCAGUUAGCCAAGUCUAACUUGAAAAAUUUGGAAAGCAAGUCUUUGAAUGAGGAGAUCAUUCAAGAAUGAUAUUAUAAUUAAAUUAAGAGGAUGGUUCUUUAAAAGGAAUUUAAAAUCAAUUAUAUUGAUUGUUCCUUUACUAUAGAGCCAUUUUAUUCGUUUAAUAUUUAUUUUA
Molecule: messenger RNA, 874 nt
Organism: Paramecium tetraurelia
Lineage: Eukaryota; Ciliophora; Oligohymenophorea; Peniculida; Parameciidae
Exons: 4
Source: RefSeq, a predicted model, not a curated record